GGUGGAAUUGCUGAUUCUUCUUUCUAUUAAUAGCCUUUUAGCACUUACUUCCAAAGCUUCUUUAUCCAUGGUGUCCAAAGCAAUUUAUACACUUAAAUAACUCAACUGCUUAACGGCAUAAACUACCUUCCCAAAGGAGAAACUUUCCAUUUCCAAAAUCCAAAAUCCAAAGUGUCUUUCUUCUUUUUCUUCCUAAAAAUACAAUCUUUUUCCCCUUUUUUUGAUGAUGAAUCAAUUGUAUCCUGUGAAAGAGGAGUACCCGAGGUCAAGUUCUACACCACAGCCUAUGGAGGGGCUUCAUGACAUUGGUCCACCACCAUUCCUUACAAAGACAUAUGAAAUGGUGGAUGAUUCAUCAAUAGAUCAUGUUGUUUCUUGGAACAGAGGAGGUCAAAGCUUUGUGGUCUGGGAUCCUCAUGCUUUCUCCACCACACUACUUCCAAGAUUCUUCAAACAUAACAAUUUCUCUAGUUUUGUCAGACAGCUAAAUACUUAUGGAUUUAGAAAGAUUGAUCCAGAGAGAUGGGAAUUUGCAAACGAGGCAUUUCUAAAGGGAAAUAAGUAUCUUCUAAGGAACAUCAAGAGGCGAAAAACGCCUAAUUCUCAACCUCUGCCUCCUACAGAACAAGCUAUCGGUUCUUGUGUCGAAUUGGAAAGAUUUGGAUUUGAUGGAGAAGUUGAUCGAUUGAAGCGUGAAAAGAAAAUUCUGAUGAUGGAGCUAGUGAAGCUUAGACAGAACCAACAGAAUACUCGAGCUUACCUUCGAUCUUUGGAGCUAAGGUUACAAAGAACAGAGAAGAAGCAACAACAAAUGAUGAAUUUCUUAGCAAGAGCUAUGCAAAAUCCUGAGUUUAUCCAGCAAUUAAUCCAGCAAAAAGGGAAGAGAAAAGAAAUUGAAGAGGAUAUAACUAAAAAAAGGCGACGACCUAUUGAUCAUCAAGGGGUUAGUAGUACAUUACAUGUUGGAGGAUCUAGCCAUCUCAUCAAAUCAGAACCUUUGGAAUUCGGAGAGGCUAAUGGAUUCCAAGUGUCUGAACUUGAAGCACUUGCAUUAGAAAUGCAGGGAUUUGGUAGAGCAAGAAGGGUUCAACAGAUAGAAGGGCUCGAACAAUACACGGAUAAAGAACUCGAUGAGGGGUUUUGGGAAGAGCUAUUUAACGAUGAGGACGUGUCUGGAAAUGAAGACGGUGAAGAGGAAGACGUAAAUGUCUUGGCAGAGAGUGAGUUCUCAAGUGUUCAACGACGAAUGAAGAAAGCAGCUAUAUGGAUCGACCAGCUAAUCGUUGGAUAGAUUCAUGAAGGACUCAAGAGUCAAGUCUGAAAAUCCCUUCUUGGUGUUUCUGCCUUUCUGGUUACUUUUUAUAUUUUUCAGUUAUUGGUUUCCUUUCAGUGCUUAGCUUUUGGUACAUCUCUGCCUCUUAUUAUUGUUUUUCUCUGGGUCCAAAUGCAGGCAUAGGUUAUGCAGAAUUUGAUCAAGUCUAUGGUCUUUGAAGGUUAUUGUAAAUUCUCAUUUUUUGAAUGAUAACCUAUGUUGCUUCCACAAUUUAAAAAUGUCAAAUGGGUGUGUGUUGGAUUCUUCAAAAAUACACUAUUUUUGAAGAAUUCAACGUGGGUGUGGCAUCGAAAGUAAAGAGUCCGUGCAACCUAGGUGAUAACAUAUAUUGAUCUUUAAGUCAUAUUGAAAUGUCCCUGCUUGUGUGGUUUUUAGAUUGUUGUCUUUAUGAUGAAGACAUAGAUUACAAAUACAAAUCCCAGUUACUCCAGAAGCAAGAUUAUACCACAAGUGGCGGUUUGUAAUUACUUUGCUGACAAAGAUUUAAUUUGUUUGCCAUUUUGUGUCCUUGUCUCUAUUUG
Messenger RNA from Solanum dulcamara, 1854 nucleotides. RefSeq names its product heat stress transcription factor A-6b-like. Bases 224 to 1291 code for a protein of 355 amino acids. NCBI's taxonomy places the organism in Eukaryota, Viridiplantae, Streptophyta, Magnoliopsida, Solanales, Solanaceae. The record is from RefSeq and is a predicted model, not a curated record. Gene Ontology annotation, cellular component: nucleus. The transcript has 4 exons. Gene Ontology annotation, molecular function: RNA polymerase II cis-regulatory region sequence-specific DNA binding; DNA-binding transcription factor activity. Gene Ontology annotation, biological process: regulation of transcription by RNA polymerase II.